GAGCGCAGCGUGGAUUUGGAGAUGUCCAGGCGGGAUUACGCACGACGGCACGAUCCACGCAGAAGCCUCUCGUAGCCGGACGGGACACUCUCCAGCUGGAGUGGACACAGAUUUAACUUCUGACUUGGUGGAAGCGAUUGUUUCCUUCUCACAAUUUCCUCUGUGAGAGUCGGAUCUACCAGCAGCAGCAGCAGCGGGUCUGGAUGUCCGGUCCUCCUCCUCUCACACUCGGGUCACGGUGACUACAGAGGAAUGGAAACGAUGUAAACAGCUGGUGGGACAAAACAAACUCUGCAGUACAACAGUUUAUUUUUGUUAGAAAGAGAGAGAGAGAGAGAGAGAGAGAGAGAGAGAGAGGGAGAGGGGGAGAGAUGAUCCCGCCGGCCAACAUGGCUCAGGAUGAAAGUGGGGACAAAGAGGACGAACAGGAGCAGGAUGAGACGCCAAAAUCCCCCAAGAGUGCGAACCCCAGUCAGCAGGAAACCAAGAAUACUGUGAGGCCUGAACACCAGAAGCGCAAGCUGCAGAGACUCAAACGAUCCCUGUCCUUCAAGACCAAGAGCAUCCGCAGCAAGAGUGCAGACAACUUCUUCCGCACCAGCAACGACAACAAGACGGAGCUGCUCGCCGACGUGAGCAGCAGCACGGGCCACCUCUGCAACAUCGGGAUGGCCCCGCCACACAACACCAAUCACCCCAUCCCGCCGGUGCCUCCGGCCAUCCCCUGCGCUCCUCCUCCUACGUCGCGCUCCCAGUCACGCAACCCGCUGCAGGUGGACUCUGCGGGACACUGCUUCAUGGAGCACAUCUUCAAGAAGCCGACGUUCUGUGACGUGUGCAACCACAUGAUCGUAGGUACCACAGCCAAACAUGUGGUGUUCCUGGCAGGAAACACGGCAAAGCACGGCCUGCGUUGCAAAGCCUGCAAGAUGAGUCUCCACCACAAAUGUGAAAACGGAGUGGGACAGCAGCGCUGCAUGGGCAAACUGCCAAAAGGCUUUCGGCGGUACUACAGCUCCCCAUUAUUGAUCCAGGAGCAGUACGGCUGUAUCAAAGAAGUCAUGCCCAUCGCCUGUGGGAAUAAGGUGGACCCCGUGUACGAGGCCUUGAGGUUCGGAACGUCUCUGGCACAGAAAGCUAAAAGGCCCAGCGGCUCUGAGUCUCCUCACAGAAACUCGACCAGUGACUUGGAUAAGGUUCCUGAGGAGGUGGUGGCUCACAGCAGUCGACAGGAGCUGUCAAGAAAACACAGUGACGACGUUUUCACAGUCAUUGAGAACGGCACGGAGCUUUAUCACCAGCCAGAGAGAAAACCUGAUGAUUUCCCGUUGGAGCAGAGCCAGCUACAGAAAGACAUCCUCAAACUCAACACCUAUGUGGCCUUGUUCAGUUUCACUCCCCAAGAGAGCCAUGACCUGGAGAUGAGAGCAGGAGACAGGAUCUUAUUGGCUGAUGACUCUAACAAUGACUGGUGGAAGGGGGUAAUUGAGGAUAGGAUCGGCUUCUUCCCAGCAGCCUUUGCGCAUCAUGUGCGGGCCGAGGAUCAAGUGUUCAGGUGCAACAGGACAUUCAUCGGCUGCAAGGAACAAGGCCAGAUCACCCUGAAGGAAGGACAGAUCUGUGUGAGCAGUGAGGGCGAGCACAGCGGCUUCAUCAGAGUGGAGAGUGGAAAGAAAACAGGCUUUGUGCCCUGUGACGUCCUGGAAAUCAUCUGAGAGACACACUUAGAGAGAAGAGAGAGAGAGAGAGAGAAAAAGUUAGAAAGAAAGAGGGAAGGAAGUUAGGACCAGUCGCCUCAGAGGGAGGAAACUGAAAUGAAAAGACAAGACACCAGUGAUGGGGUUUGACAGAAAAAGUGAUGCUGGUUUUGUCAUUGAAGACUCCAGGUCAGAGUCUCUGCACCUUCCUCACUCGCUCUCAGCACAAACAGAUGCUGAGGUGAUGUUUGUUAGACCACAGGAGAUCACUGGAUUUGAUUGUAUUAGAGCCAACGAGUUUUUCCACUUAGUCUUAUUCUGUUUAUUUUCUGAAAUAAAUAUUGGAUAUUUAUGCCUGAGAAAAGGAAACAAACACCACAUUUUUUUAUUUUUAAGAUUUGGUUACACACAGUGGCAUAUACGGGGCCCUUUCAAAACUUGCUCUAAAUAUAAUUGAGGAAAUAAGAAAACAAUAACUUACUUUCUAUUAAGCCUUAAUUACCCUAAACAUCUGUUGAAAGAACUUCCUGUAUAACCUCCAGCGUACAGUUACAGUCCUAAAAAAAGUUUUUUCCACAUGUUUCUGGUGAGAAACAGAGAUGUGGAGGAGUAUUUCCAGAGGAGUUUGACACAUCGAAAAAGACUUCAGUAAUUCUCUCUGGUCUUCCAACAACAUCACCCUCACGCAGAAAUAUCUUCCUCACCGCAAUCCAGAGUUUUACAUUAUGUUGAUGGUAAAAUACAUUUUCAUAAUCAUCAAUCAGAAACUAAUAAAGUCAGUUUGAGUAGGCACUAUACUUCUCAUUUACCAAAUUUAACAUUUUACAUUUUCUCCAAGCUGCAGAAUCUACUAGAUUUAUAUAUUUCAGGAUUGUCUUCGUUGAUUAUUGAUUGAUUUAAUCUCUCUUUUUGAUUCUUUCCACCAAAUAUUACAUCUCUUUGUUAACAUGAGAGGGUGAGAGGUAAGGUACAGCUCUGGGUUAGGGACUCUGGUUUUUUAUUUUAAUUUGUCGAUCAAAGCCCAUGUGAGCCGAUGGAGAAGACUUGUGAACGCACAAUGGUGCCUAUAAGAAAAAGAGACAUUUCCAGUCAGCGUGUUAACUUUAAAUACGAUCCCUCUCUUGUCGUGUGCAUUUCUGGCAGGGUGUUGCAUCUUAGUAGAUAUAGUAUAUCUCUUAAAGGCUGUUCUGCACUGAAACUUGGCUUUAGUGAAUGUCCAAGAAUACUAUAUUGUACAUAAUGUAUGUAUGAGAUUAAA
Messenger RNA from Paralichthys olivaceus (Japanese flounder), 2955 nucleotides. RefSeq names its product SH3 and cysteine rich domain (gene stac). Gene Ontology annotation, cellular component: extrinsic component of cytoplasmic side of plasma membrane. Gene Ontology annotation, molecular function: transmembrane transporter binding. NCBI's taxonomy places the organism in Eukaryota, Metazoa, Chordata, Actinopteri, Pleuronectiformes, Paralichthyidae. Gene Ontology annotation, biological process: positive regulation of voltage-gated calcium channel activity; skeletal muscle contraction; positive regulation of protein localization to plasma membrane. The record is from RefSeq and is a predicted model, not a curated record.